AUUUGGCCCUCCUGCUUUGCCAUACAACUGACAGCAGCUUGUCCACUGUUGGCUGAACAUAUCAGAGUACUUGUAAAUUUGUGUCAGUCUUGCAGUGUUUGAGCGGUAAAUGUGACAGUAUAGAUGCUCCAGGCGGGUCCUCCGGGUCUGUCAGGCCUGUGCCGAGUCACCGACCACCUUUAUCUGAGUAACGGCAGAGCGGCUAACGAUUCCUCCCAGGUGUCUCGGUUCAACAUCACCUGCAUAGUGAACGCCACCGAGACAAGGAGCAGCUGCCCUCCUCCUCCAGGAGUGGAGGAGUACAUCCACAUCCCGGUGUCUGACUCUCCCGUGGCCCCCCUUUUCGAGCAGUUUGACGGGGUAGCAGAUAAAAUCCAGCAGACUGCGGAGAGCGGAGGCCGGACAUUGGUGCACUGUAACGCCGGUGUGAGCCGCUCUGCAGCUCUUUGCAUGGCUUACCUGAUGAAGCACACAGGUGUGACCCUGCUGGAGGCCCACAGGUGGAUGAAGACUUGCCGACCCAUGGUGAGGCCUAAUAACGGCUUCUGGAAACAGCUUAUAAAGUAUGAGUUGGAGCUGCGGGGGUGUAACUCUGUCCGCAUUGUCUCCUCCUCCAUGGGAGAAAUACCAGACAUUUAUGAGGAGGAGGCCAGAAACAUGAUGCCACUGUGAAGAAGUCACUGCUGUCAACAACAGAGGAACAUACUGUACUCUAUCUGACACCCCUGCAGGGAUCAAAUGCAGUUUUGUCAUGGAAAGACACAAAGGCUGAACUGCUCCUGACUGUUAUUGUGGGCUUUUAUUGUACUCUUUUGCAUUCAUCUUUAUUACUUGUAUGCAAGUUACUGUUUUAAAUUACUAUAAAUAAAGGUAUGAUCUUGUAUUGCA
Molecule: messenger RNA, 888 nt
Organism: Cheilinus undulatus (humphead wrasse)
Lineage: Eukaryota; Metazoa; Chordata; Actinopteri; Labriformes; Labridae
Exons: 1
Coding region: 124-672 (182 amino acids)
Biological process (GO): protein dephosphorylation
Molecular function (GO): MAP kinase tyrosine/serine/threonine phosphatase activity
Source: RefSeq, a predicted model, not a curated record